GAUUGUGACUUCCUUUUCAACUAACAUACAGGCAGUCUUUUUUAGAACAGCAGCUCUCAUCAAAAUAAGUCUCUUCUCUCCCUUCUCUACUCUCUCUCUCUCCUCUGUGUGUUUUGGUGAGUCUAGCUAGCUACCAGUCAGUCACAGAGAGAUAGGGAGGACGUACAGCCAGAGGAAACAGACACACAACACCUAACAGAGAUGUCUGGUGGUCCCCUCUCCUGCUUCUCCAAACAGGGAAUACUCCUACUCUCUAUCCUCCACUAUGGUGUGGGUAUUUCUAUGUUGUUCAACAAAGGAGUGGGGGACUCAGUGGAGCUGCCCUCAGGCUUAGAAAGGAAAGAUUUAAAGUCAAUGGAGUGGAAGUAUAACAAAAUGGUCAUUGCAGAAUUUGAAGAUAACUUUACCUUACCAAGAUAACAGUUUGAGGCGAGACUAGAGAUGAACGACAAUAACUUCAGUUUAACAAUCAGAGAACUGACACUGCAAGACUCAGGGGAAUUUCUAGUUUCUGCUGCAUCAAACGAAGGACACCAGAUUCCAACCAUGACCAUCCAUCUUCAGAUCCAUGAGCCUAUAUCCAAGGUGGCGAUCCAGAAGAAGAUGAAGCUAUUGGCCAACCAGUCCUGUUCAGUGUGGCUGCUGUGCAACGUGUCAGUCUGCUCCAACCUCUCCUACACCUGGGAGAGAGGGAAUGAGACGUACAGGGACAACCAGAAGAUUCACUUCUCUCUGUCACCAGCAGACGGAGACAUCAGUGUAACCUGCAACGCCUCCGACUCAGUCAGUUGGAAAUCUGCAUCUACAACAGUAAAGUGUUGUAAUGACACAACAACCCCAGAGUAUGAUACAUGGCUGGCCUGGAAUAGGAUCUACAUCGGGGUACCAGUAGGAGGCGCUGUGGUGCUGAUCCUCACUGUAGCUGUGGCAGUGUAUUACUGCAGGGGCUGCUGUAACAUGGGUUUGUACAGCAUAGGGGCCUCAUCUAUACUUAAAGGGACAUUUUAGGCUCUGGAUGUAUUCUUAGGAUGUUUAUGAUGUGGCAUAAGCAUAAUUAGAUAUUUUGUUCAAAAUGUUGGGCUUAGGGAUUUAUGGAAAUCGGAAAGCGAGUGUGAAACCUCAGAAGUGUGUAAUGUAUUAAUUAUUGGGUAUGUUUGUGGAUAUCCUGUUUAGUAUCUAUCUGAUUGGUUGAUAUUAUGUUCUUGUCAUAAACAGCAGAUCUAACUGACAACACAAGAAUGAAAGAUGAAAGUAUGGAGUAAACUACCAGAAUUUUGGUAACUUUCAAGAAUUGUAUGUAAUUUAUCACUAGACAACUAGAGCCCCUUUUGAUAUUUCAGAUGAUCA
Molecule: messenger RNA, 1347 nt
Organism: Coregonus clupeaformis (lake whitefish)
Lineage: Eukaryota; Metazoa; Chordata; Actinopteri; Salmoniformes; Salmonidae
Product: SLAM family member 8-like
Exons: 4
Coding region: 442-1008 (188 amino acids)
Source: RefSeq, a predicted model, not a curated record